Ilex paraguariensis (yerba mate) is the source of this 271-nucleotide messenger RNA. Lineage: Eukaryota; Viridiplantae; Streptophyta; Magnoliopsida; Aquifoliales; Aquifoliaceae. The record is from the annotation of a GenBank genome assembly.
GAAACAAAUGGGCAUGGGAUCCCAGAAGAGGGUGGAUGAGACAGGCCCUAGUGGUGGGAAGCAAAGGAAGAAGAAAAAGAAUAACCCUCACACGGAAAGCAUUGGGGUGAAAAAUAUGACAUGUGAGGAUCAAGUUGAUAGACCCGCCCUCGGGCCAAAUGAUGAAGUUAUCAGGGCCAUGGGCUACACUCGUGGUUUCAAGAGGAGAAGGGAUACAUGCUUCCUUGUUUUCAGGAGUUUUAUAAGAAGUCGGGGAUGGUGGAUUAAUUAG